AUGCUCAGAAAUUUAUGCUCGACAGCUCUCCGACUCGGCAGACAACCGCGCUUUUUGUCAAAUGCGGCAUCGGGCGAUGGAGAGGACGGGGUUAGAUUUAACGAUUAAAUCUUUUUGAGAGAAAUAUGGCUUCUUCAUUUCAGAAAGGACCAAAAGCGAAGGACGUUAUUGAUGACGAAUUGCUGAAGGCGAUUGAUGGAGUUGCCAAAGAAAUUCAUCCCCAGAAUGGCGUGGAGAAGAAAACGUGAGUUUUCUGUUUAAGAAAUUACGACCAGAUAAUGUUUCAGACUGAAAAACACGUUAAUAAAUCGAUUAGUAGCUACCGAAAAAGCGACUUUCGAUGCGGCAGCGGCGUCGGCAAGCGGUGAAAUGCUCGACGAUCAGGCUCUUCUUGGUCUGCUCGCUGACGUCGCAGGAGAAGCGAAAGUUGAAAAAAAACUGCCUCCCAAGUGAGUUAUUCGCAUUCAACCGCAAAUUUUGAAUGUGUUUUUUUUAAGAUCCGCUCAACUCCGACAAGAAAAACGAGGCCUCGUGCUUCUCCGAAAGGAGAUCUUCUAUCAGGCAGUUCAGAGUGGAUUUACAACGGAAGAGGCGCGCAUCAAAUCGGAAACGAUCGUCAAUGAGGCACAAGUGAAGCUCGCUGAACAACGAAAAGGCCUUCUGAAUGACGUGGAGGAGAAAUUGGAGCAAGAGGAGACGGAACAAAUUGAGAGGAGCGAGAAAGAGCAGAAAUUGUUCGCAUUGGCGAUGGAAUUCAUGGAGAAGAUCUACAGGGACGACGUGAUCAACAGCGACGCCCGGAAGCCUGUUAAUGUCGACGCAAAUGCCAUCAAACUGUUCGAUCAGCGACCUCUGGGCAUCUGGAAAAAGACGGAACAGUACGAACAGCAGUCACUCGGAUUCUGGAGCCAAUGGGAUCAACGGGCGGCGUCCAUCACGAACAACUCAUUCGGACCGACGAAUUCAUUCGAAGAGCAGAUUCAAUGGACGGCGAAAGGCAAGCAGUGGGAGUAUCCGAUUGAUAAUGAAUUCAAGAUCGGCGACGAAGCGAAUGUUUCCUUCAUUGACCACAUCUUCUUGGACCGACAUCUUCCUUCGUUAGGCAUUCCGAAGACAGGCCCGAUUGCUCAUUUUAUGCAUUUGGUCUGUGUGGGAUUGUCUAAGAAUCCAUAUAUGACAGCGAAGAAAAAGAGGGAGCAUCUGCAAUGGUUUGCCGAUUAUUUCAAUGAAGAGAAGCAAAAGCUAGUGCACAAACUACACGAACAAGAGCAAACUGCCGCUCAGAACGCCCUCUAACUCUUCGAAUGCUUCUCGCUUAGAUUGUAGAUGUCUUGUUUUUCUUUGCGUUUUCAUAGGAAUUCCUAUCCAUUUGUUGUUUAUCAUAUCUUGUUUUCGACCCAAACCCCCAUAAAAUCUCUUCCUCCUCCCUCGUCAUUUUUUAAGUUGGUAUGAAACUCGCUGGACUGAUCCCCGAGUAAAAAUAUAUGAAGCGGAAAAAUUUUAGUAAAUCGGGAGAGCUUUUCAGAGACACAUGGACUUAACCCAUUUCGUGGUGCGCGAAGAAGUGGCCGCCAAUUCCAAGAAGACGUAUGUGCUCGAAAGAAGGUAAGAAUAGGUCGCAACUACAGAAUUCGAUCGCCUCACUCGUCCUUCCGAUCCUUUUUUGUCUCGCAACGGAACCAAUUAAAAAGCGGGCAUUUUGCAAGUUAUGCGCCGCCCGUCGCCGCCGUUUCUUUCCCUCAUCACGCACCUCUUCGUGUCCUUUUUGAUGGGAUGUCUUCUUCUGAUGCUGUCCGCACUUUUUGGUGGGAGAAUUGCCUCGAAAAUUGCGUGUGAUGAUCAUUUUGCCCGUAUGCAUUUCGCCUAGCCGCCGACUACGCCGAUUUUUGUCAAGUUUCACCUAAUCCCUCUUCUAGUGGAGUGAAAUUAAAAAGAAGAAGCAUACGAAAAGAGACAAACAGUAAACAGGUUGGAAGACCCGGUCUCUGGUUCUCAAAAGUUGUCUCUAUAGCUUCGCAUUUUCGAAUUCCCUCGUUUUUCCCAGCUUCUACAUUUCUACAUUUCAAAAACAUCAAUAUAUUUAUUGGUUCUCAGAAUUUUUGUGUAGAAAGUUUUAUGUUUUCUGAAAAAGCCCAGUCGAUUGUCUUCCUACGCAUAAGAGCGAAAACCACCUUUUGAGGGGAAUCCAUUAGCUCAUUGGUCGCUUAGCAUAACUUUCCGCUCGCUCGAUGCAGAAUCGAUGCUAUCUCGUCGUCCCGUCCGUCUCUUUAUCCGUCCCUAAUUGGAGUGGUGUCUUGUCCACGGUGACAGGUGCAAAACUGUUUUUUUUGGCGCAAUAGGAACAGUGCAGGUUGCUCGCACCUGCAUUUGAACAAAAAGUUUUGAUCUGCAGUUCUAGGCGCCUGUGCCCAGCACUCUGACACCUGUGUGGCACAUUCAUUCAUUCAAACAAGAAUGACUCACUUCCGUACUGCCGCUUGUCUCUCCUCGACACUACUAUACGUGUGUGUGGGAUUGUUGCCGAGUCUAGAGUGACCCAGUGGAUACCCUCAAAUUGUUUAUUUAUUCUGGUUUUUGUGUCCAUUCUGCGAACAGUGAUUGAUCGUGAAAGCCCAGAAUCCAAUUGCAUAUCAGAUUUCAGACGUUCUCUGCAUUCGCUUCCUGCAAAGAUCCUUAAAAAAUUUUAUAAUAAUAAUAAUCUGCCGACAGUAAUGAAAUUCCCUCAGUUCCUGUGCUGAUCCUACGCCUAAUCUGCCGAUUACACCUUUUCGGCCUCUCCUCGCCCCGUCUCGCCAAUUGACCGAGUGCACCACACACACACACGUGCAGGUGUCAUCGCUGUCCCUCUGCCUUCUCCACAAUCUUCUCACUCUCUAUGCACCGGCUCGUACCGUCCAUCCCUUUCUCUCCGCCUGUUCGGCAGUCUGUCCUCCUCCCCAAUACGGUCGCCCUCGAUUCUUCGUCUCUUCCUCUCCGCUUGCUAUCCAUCCGGCCUCGGUCCGCUCGCUCACUGUCGUUUGUUAUUGUUGCCUAUUGGGCAUACAGUGGUGGCAUGGCACGAUUAUGACCUCCUCCUCUUCCUCGUCCGCCUUUUCGUUCGCCUUCUGCAUCACCCGCUCCGCUCACUGCUCCAUUUUCGCUCUUUCUCUCGCCAAUCGAGAGUUUGUUUAUGUUUGUGUGACCUGGUCGUUGACGCCCUCGGUGACCAUUUCGGUCGACGUGAGAGAGGAAGCGAGGCAGAUUCUGUGCUAUCCGUUGGAAAAAAACACGUGUCGACGUGCUUUUUUGUGCGGCACCCUAGAAUGAAACAUGUGCACACACGGAGGCAUGUGGUCUCGCCUCCGGAAUCGGUCCCGCUUCCUCCUGACAUCCAAGACACUUCUCCGAGCGUAACCUACAAACGAAAUGUCAACCGCCAACGUCGUGUUCGUAGCCUUGGUAGGGUAGUCCUAGAAUGAUCUCCGUCAACAAUGUUCAGUAGCCGAAUCGAAAAUCGUUUUGAUGUUUCAUUGAUCAACCAGUUGCCUUGAGUGGUUUCAUUGAUUUCGAGGAUGUCAUACCGAUUUUAGUAUGCAAGUGUCAUGUUCCUUCUUUCUCGUCAUGCCUUUGGAUUUUUGAUACAUACUGUAUUUUGAUCCAUUUCAAUUUCUAACAAUAGUUUUUGUUCAAGUGCGCACUAUUCAUUUAUUGUUGCUUCUCUGAUGUUCGUACUUUUGUUAUUCUAAGUUAGAUACUUCAGAAUCUCACUUUAUUAUACUAAUACCGUAUUUUAACUAUGAAAAUCCUCUUCUUCUCAUUUGACGCCACAACUGACCACGUGAAUUAUUCCUCCGUUCGAUUUCCUCUCCCUCCAUUUUUUAUACACUUUUAUCGGGCCCGUCAGGGGUCUCUGAGCAGUUCCGAGCUCUUUACUCUGCUCGAAACGAAUUAAUCAUUGCUCGUAAAAGACCGCACCACCAUCGGCACCGGGAACUCGGAUAAAAAACGACAGCAGAAGCAGCAGCAGCAGGGUCUGAUCGGCAGAAUGUGGGUGACCGGCUGGUAGGCGGGACGGCCAGAAACAACGGGAGAUUGCGUGUGCGUUUAUACACACACACACAUCAAGUAGAAAUAUGCUUCUCCUUCUUCUACUGCUGCUGCUUCUUCUGUUUCUUCCUUUUCCUCUUCUCCUUCUUCGCCACUUUCUCCUCUUUCCGUUUUUUUUCGGCGAGGCGGUGUGCCUUCUCCAUCUCCUCUUUCUCUUUUUAUUCCUCCUACUUCCCACAACGGGUUUAAACACAUUUUUAGUCGACGGUCAUACUAUACACUUCAAGAAUUUUCUGAUCUCUUUCUAGACCGACAUUUUUAGUAUGGAUAUGAAUGUUUCUGUUCAAAUGAUUCACGUUCGCUCUAGUCGAAACAACGAAAAGCUCGGUCGUAUCUGCCACGUGUCUGUUGUUGUGCGAUCCAGAACCGGCUACCACCGAACCAGGAACUAGGCUUUCACACGAAAACGGUAGUCGAGAGCGAGAGUAGAUUGAAAUCUGAUUGCUUUCACCAUCGCUCGUCCCUUUUUGUUCUAGCGGGUCUCCACAGAACCGGAACCGAGUUCCAAUGUAGAUGAACACGUACUGAUUCUUUAUUGUCGAUUCUCAAAAAGGUGUCAAACUUUCGGAGCUUUCCGGAAGUUUCUCGAUAACGAUGUUUCAUGAGAAAAACAACGUGUGACAGUCUAGUCUAUUCGAGGAACUGAUGAUGGAGAAAGACGAGAAAGACACACACACACACAUACAAACAGACAAACAACACACAUUUUGAUGCGAUAUGCAAUGCUUCUUCUUCUUCUCGCCUUCACUAACACACUUCCUUUUCUUCCACCGCGUUCUCCUCCUCCCCCUCUUCAACUCUUCGGACAGACGGAGGGCUGAUGCUCCGAGAAAAAGUUAUUAGCUUGUUGGUGUGUAUGUGCUUUGCGGCAGAAGAACGAAACCAACAGCAGCGGCAACAGCAGUAGCACACGAGAGAAGGAGAAGACAUGACGACUUUUAUUUUAUGAUUUGUAUCAUCAAACGACCCGCCCGUCCUGGCCUACGCCCAGCUAGUCGCUUUUCCUCCUCACGUGGAACGCGGCGUCUACAGUGCGAAGAACGAAGAACGCGGACGAGGAUUCGGUUUGAUUUCGUCUUGCAUAGAGUGUGAUGAUUUCGAAGACGGAGACAGUCAGAAGCGGCACGACGCGGCGACUUGAAAGACGCGGACGAACACAACCGAUCCGUCCGCAGUCACCGCCACCAUCGCCUCCGCCGAUGAAUUAUUUUGGAUGACGGAGGCGCGCGCCCUGGCCUCCUCCUCCUCCGUCUUCUUCUACUCCUUCCUUCCUCCGUUUCGUUCGCGUACUCCGCGGCACCGGUGACGGACACCGCUCGCUCUGCUGACCGCCAUCUCGUCGUGUCUGCUGUGUCGGUGACUGACGAUCGGUGGCCAUUCAUUCGGUACCCGCUUGCUUCUCGACUGAUCACAUUCAUCGCCUUUAGGCGAAGUAGUUUUUUUCUCAUCACUCCAAUUCACAAUCGAUAGUAUUUUGUGUGUGCCGCGAGACGACCCGACCUCCGCGAUAGUCUCUUCGUCACCUCACUAUCAGCCCGUUUUUCCCCGAAAACGCAAUGAUGUUUUGGCGCGUUCUUCCUCCGCCUUCUUCCUCUUGUGCCGUUUCCUCGUCUUGUAAGGCGGCGCCCAUUUGCGUAGCUGAGUUACUUAUCAGUUCGUCUCCCAUCGAGAAUAAAUUGUAAUUGUCGACUUGCACAAUUAGUACGACUCUGACUCCCUUUCUGACUUCAUGUUUUUGCAGUGAUACUUCCUACUUCUUUCUGUUCUGAUCUCUGUAUUCGUUCCUGAUCUCAUUGCAUAUAGUCUAGACCCGCGUGGUCGCUCAGAAUAGGAUCGAAUCAGAAGCGACACACAAAGUCAAAAACAAAACUAUUUCGCCCUUCCACCUAUUUGACACCUAGUUUCUUCCGCUUCUACCACAUUAUCGCUCCUCCUCGUUUUCUUACGAUGUCGCGUCUUCAUCGUUUUCAUAGCCUACGUCGUCGUUGACUUCGCCGACGAAACGGCCGGUAAUAAGUCGGAUUGGAUUCGAAUUUCGAAUCGAAACCUCUGUGUCCGUUUGUGUGCCCCUUCUCCCUCGCCAGCGAAUUAUGCGGUUUUAAUUGUUUCGCGAAAGAGUCGAAAGGGCAAGCGGGUCACUAUUCACUCUUUUCUCGACGGCUUUGCAUACUUUUCGCUGUUCCUCCCCUUCUUUUGCCUUCGCCGGUCGGGUCGACUACGUCGCCGUCGAAAGGGGGUUAGGGUGUGCAAGUACGCGAGAGGCUUAGAGAGACAAGGAGAGAGAAACACUGGCCGAAUGAUGGUGGUGGUGGUUAACGGGCGUAUGUCCCUCUCUUUUCUAUGUCUCGAAGUGCGCAGUGUGUCCAUAUCUCAUCCCGAGUCUUGCCCUCCUUCUCCUACCAAAAGGAUAUGGCUCUUGGAGAGAAAGCGACGGGCGUGCCCAGAGUGUGCUCUUUCCCGCUUUGCCUUCGAAACAGAAAAAGGAGAAGAGGCGAAAGAAGAAGUCGAUCAGUUUGGCAAGAGGUUGGGACCACACAUACACACGUACUGACAUACAUACACGGAGAGCCAAACGUCUUUGCGCCUCACUUAUCUUUGCGGCUCCCCUCUCCAAGAUGGACAGAUCUGCGCGUCGGCACUCGCCCCAUCAUCACCUUGUGUGCAAGUGUGUCUAUCUAUGUGUGUGGUCUCCUUUCUCGAUGAGUCCUUGUGGUUUUCUUCGGCAACAACACAUGCCUGUUUGCGUCUACAACCGACGACGACGACGACUCGCUCCGCCAUCGGAUUAGUGGACCCGGAGUGAUCUCGCGGCAGUCGCUUCUCAUCUGUGCCGCUCUUCCGACCGCACAUGUCCUCUCGUUGUACUCCACGGAGGCGGUCAUGCCGAUGCGUUGAGGAAUGCUACGAGAUCAGUGGUGACUAUGACGGUGUGCGGAAUAAUGUAGACGUCAGCUAGUUUGCUAUGAUUAAGAGCCAGUUCUAGGAAUAGUACCGUAUCUCUAUACUCUAUAUUCGGUCAGGUGCUUAGCAAGUUUCUAAGAAACUCUGUGCACUGCACUGAAAGCUUGUGUGUAGUUUGUUUUAUUCUCUAUUAUUCUCUAUGCCCGAAAUUCAAAUACAUCAACACCACCUCCAUUUUUUGUUUCUCUUUCGCUGCCCCUACGCCCCCCACUCACGUCAUCAUAUCUCAGCGAUAAUUGCUCUGCCCACUUGAGCUCACCAACCCUGCUCACCUGGUUGCCACGUGCACUUUCUGACGUUUCUUCUUCUUCCUUUUCUUCUUUUCGACACACCAUUUUAGGCAGUCUUCUACGAGCUACGUUGUCCCGUGUCAUCAGGCUACACACAUGCACAUGCACACACAAACCCAUACACACUCCUCACUAAACAUAUCGAGACACCCUUUUUUCUUUUUUAUUCCAAAAAUACACACUCGCUCAUGAAACGGCUGCCGGGUUUCUGGUCCCCAUCGGCUCACGAGAGAUCAUCCUCCGCUCUUCUCAGUCAGUCCAUUUCUUCUUUUUAGUACUCUUCCGCGUGCUCCUGAAAUUCAUGCCUUUUUUCCGUUUGCACCGUGCACUUCCCCUUUCUCUCUCGCUUUUCUAGUUACCAUUCACUGCGUCUCUUCAUCUCACGCGCUUUUUUCGCGUGUCGUUCGCGCCCGAGUCGCCGUCAUUCUCCCCUGUUCUUUUUAGGCGCCCGGCGUUUUUUCUAUCACUGUGUGUUGGCGCCGCGGCCGUCGAAGCUGCAUGUGUAUGCAUGUAUGUAUAUGGUGUGCGUAUCUCUCUGCGUAUGUAUAUGUAAACGGCCCCUCCUGCCGCUGCCCUUGUCUCGUUGUGUGCCCUUGUGCUCAGCCAUCCUCGGACCACGGGCGCCCUCAAUAACUGCCGAAGACUCCUUUGUCGAAAUUUUUUUUGUUUUAUUUUCUCUGCCUUCUCUUAAAGUCACGUCGUUGAUAUGGUCGUUUCCUUCUUCCGCCCACCGCCCGCUCGCACGUUUGAACGUUUCGUCAUCGACGAUCAACGUAUCAUUCUCCCUCUACUCCCUCUUCCCGUUCUUUUCUCCUUUCUUGAUUUCGGCGUCGCUUUUCGCUUUUGUUUGACUCUCGUCGACAGAGAAAACUUUACCGUACAAUUUCUGAGGGAGUCUACGUAGCGUUCCGAGAAUCUGGAGAGCUCUGUGGAGCGCUUACUUCCGCCUAGACACCUCUUCACAGAUGACUAGUCCUUUCUCCUUCUCCAUCGACAAUUGGUGGCAAUGCGUCUACACUUUCGACUUUUAAAAGUACUCAAUGACUGCUCCGUCUGCUCUCCUUGCUCUUUAUGUGCUCAGAAAUUCAGGGGGAUACUUCUCCUGCAUCUCGCACACACAUUCGCCACCCCUCCGCUUCUCGGCCCCAUUCUGCUCAUUCAUUUCGUUGUGCUCACUCAAUCCUCCCCGGGUGCCUCCUUUCUCCGAGAUUUUGUGCUCUCGCGCCUCGGUCCGCCGUCAACCCCUAAUAACAAGCACAUCAGAUGUUUGAAAUUGACUAGUCUCUCCCGGCCUCUCUUACUACUCUGCUCUUUGUCUCUUUUCACUGAAUCUUCGUGUUUUUCCACUUCUUCUUCUUCUUCUCCUUCUCAUCUUCUUUCUUUGCAGAACACCGGAGUUGAACGCCGGAAUGAAGCCGUCGACGAGCAAGACGGCGUCUUCAUCCGCCGCGACACCGCCGCCCGACGAGCCGACUCUUCCGUAUGUCAACGACAAUCUGCCGAAUCCCGACGAUGAGCCGUGAGUGUUCAAGAAUAAGUUUCACGAAAACGAAGCCCUUUUCCAGUUUCUUGAGCGACAUGCGUGGUGUUCUCUCGGGUGACGAGAUCGCACGCCAGAAGUCGCAGAUCGCUCACGCCAAGUUCAUGAAGACGCGUCCUGAGAUGAUCCAAAGUCAGCGGGCAGUCACCGCCCAACUCUUCCAGCGUUACACGGACGACGAGGAACGCAAGCGGAUCGAACAGCAGAAGAACAAGGAAGCGAUGACCGUAUCGGCAACGCCUGUUUCACGAAAUGGGCAGUCGCACGAUUCGCGGAAGCGACGGAUAGAUCCAACGACGGCGAAUGCUGAGGAGGGAUGGAACAGAACUCAGCAGCAACAACAGCAACAACAGCACUGGAUGGGACAACAGCACGGAUAUCAGCACAUGCAACAGCAUCAGUUCCAGCAGCAGCAGCAACAGUACAUGAUGAUGCAGCAGCAACACCACAUGGCCGCUCAACAACAGCAACAACACAUGCAGAUGCAGCAGCCACACCAUCAGCAGAUGCCGUCGACCUCUUCUGCCGAGUCUGUCCGUUCUGUGCCGACGCCCGCUUCCAUGCACCAACCUAGUCCAGCAGAGAUACAACGAAAUGGAAGCGGAAUGGCAAUGCUUGUCAGUCCGCCUUCGAGUGCGAACGGAGUCACGUUGCUGGACGACACUCCGCUUUUGGUGCCCGAAGGAGAAUGGUUCGAUAAGCUCACGAUUGAAGUCGCUGUAAGUUUUCGAGGCAAGCCCAGAGGCUAACAAUCAUAAGUAUUUGCAGGAAAACUACAAACCGGAACCAAUCGAUCCGGACACGUAUGAAUCUGUAUUCCGUGAACUGAGUCUUCCCGACACUACAAUACCGGAUCGUCUUCCAUCGGCACCUCCACCUGUCCACCAGCCUCCGCAGACUCCACAAUCCAUUCAGCAAGCUCAACAACUCCAGCAGCAGCAGGAGCAGAAGAUGCGUUUGCUUCAGCAGCAGCAGAUGGAGCAACAGCGACACCAUCAGAUGAUGCAGCAGCAGCAGAUGCUCAUGCAGCAACAGCAACAACGGCAAAUGCAGCAUCCGAUGAACGGCGCUGGAUUCGCGGCGAGUCAACAGCAGGCGGCGUACAUGCAACAGCAGCAGCAAUUGAGGAUGCAACAGCUACGGUACUUUCAAGUUUCAUGUCGCUCUCAUUUCCAAUCGAUACCUUUUCAGCUACCAACAACAGCAACAACAGCAUCACCAGCAGCAGCAGCAGAUGAUGGCGUACGGAAUGCCGGGCUAUGCUCCGCAAAUGAACAUGCACCAUCCUUCGGCCUACGCUGCUCAUCCAGCUCAUCACAUGCCGCAGCACACUCCGUUCGCCAAUAUAAACUGA
Molecule: messenger RNA, 10231 nt
Organism: Caenorhabditis sp. 36 PRJEB53466
Lineage: Eukaryota; Metazoa; Nematoda; Chromadorea; Rhabditida; Rhabditidae
Source: the annotation of a GenBank genome assembly